GCUGCACUGAAUUAAGAGAAAGUGCCCUAGAACCCAGAGUCAGUCAGUCACCCGCAUCUUAUUUUCUACUCUGGGGUUUCCGAGAGACUAUUAGACUCCCCCGGCGUUCACCUUCUGGGCUUUGCCGUCGCUAUUCAAUUCAGUCAGAAGUUGAAUAUGGAGGAGAGUAGCAGGCAAAUUAGUUUCCCUAUUGAGACUCAAUCUCCUGAUAUCAAGCUUGCUACUCUACUGCUUGCUACCAUUCAGGAAGCGAAAGACCGGAUUCAGGAAACCAAAGACCGCGUUUUACAGAUCGAAUAUGUCUUCCUUGCUCAGCUCUACCCGCUUUUACAGUCCAAGUCCGAAACUCUCCGGAAGUUUCAAGAUGAAUGGAAAUCCAAGGAAGCUAAUCUCUUGCUUCAGAUUGAAACGCUUCAAGCUGAAAACCAGCUUACUGUUGAAGAGAAUCGUUCGCUCAAGCUUGGCAGGGAGAAGCUAUUGAAAGAAAAGGAUGACAUGAUUAACCAACUAAGAGAUGAAGUGACAAGCAUACAACUAAGGAGUGAUGAGCUCGAGCAAAUGCUUGACCACAAGUCUAAGGAAGCCGAUGAGGGAAUGGAAUUGCACAGUAUGUUACUCCAAGAGGUUAAGUCGAAAGACAGUGUCAUUGCGAGUAAGGAAAAGCAAUUGAAAGAGAGUGAAGAAAGUAGAAAUGUGCUUUUUGCCAAAGUGAGUGAUCUUGAAAAAAGAGCUGAUGGACUCCAAGAGGAGUUAAGAGAAAAGACUGAACAAGUGGCCAAGGGAAAUGAUCUUGAACAAAAUCUGUUCAAGAAGAUUGAGUUUCAAGCUUCUGAGAUUAUGAAGAAUGAAAAGCUCUUGAAAGAUCAGGAAGAAGAGAAAAAACUGAUGUUGGCCAAAUUGAAGAACGUGGAGGAAAAUGUUUGCCAACUCCAGAAGGAGCUCCUAACAAAGAAUGAAGAAGUGGAAGAUUGUGCAAGAGAGAAGAAACUUCUUCUGAGAAAAAUGGCUGGUCUAGAGGAGAAAGUUAAUGAGCUACAACAGGAUCUCAGAGGCAGGGCCGGUGAAGUGGCCAAAAGUAGGGGUUCAACUGAAUAUUUACACCAAGAGGUUGAAGCAAUAUCCGCAGAUUUACUGACCGAGAGGAAGAAGUACGGGGAACUUACUGCUGCGUACAAAAGUUUAAAAUCCCAGCAUACUUAUCUGCGCACCAAGUAUGGUCUUACGAGGGAGAAUAUGCUCCCCCAAAAUAAGUUGGAAGAUGAAAAUGAUUUAUUGAGAACUGAUCAGAAUCCAUCAACUUUCCAUGGUCUUGAAGAUAAUGGAGAUGCUUCUCCAGAUGCUUGUUACACAAAGAAAAUGAAGAAUGAAAUCAGUUUUAACAAUAAGUUGAAGGAAGACAAAGUACAAAAACCAAUUCAAGCAAUAGCUCCUUUCUCUCCUACUUCUGUUUUCACUGCACCUAAAUGUCCUUCCUCUGUAAAGUCUGCUCCAGUAACUGGUAGAAAGCGGUCUGCAUCAUCCUGGAUAGACACUAGAUCCCGCCAAGGCCAGAAUGGGCCUGACCCGCAUGAUGAUUUUCUUGAUACCCCAAUUGAGAACAUAAGAGCGAACUUGAAUAGAUCCACAAAGGAAAAGGUUCCUGAGCUUCCUGUUCCUGUUCAAAAUGACUCGAAUUUAGGCAGCUCCGAUGAUGAAACACAGGAUGUGACUGCUGAUCCUCCCAAGCCACAGAAGCAGCAUAUGCCAGUUACAGUAGCUGGCAAAAAUGGUUUCAAGUAUGUGGAACCUGUAAGAAAGAGGGCUGAGCGGGAAAAUUUGAAAGGAGUUGAAUGCAAGCAGUGCAAAAAGUUUUAUGAUGCUGUUCUUCCAGAUGCUGGUGGCAAGGACAACGAUAAUAAUAAGCAUGGUUUCCGCUGUGAGCAUCAUGAAGGUGUUUCUCGACACAGGUACAGGUAUCUUCCCCCUUCAACUCCGGAAGGAUUUUGGAACAUUGACUUUGAGUCUGAAAUGUGA
Messenger RNA from Fragaria vesca subsp. vesca, 2013 nucleotides. RefSeq names its product protein gamma response 1-like. Gene Ontology annotation, cellular component: site of double-strand break. Gene Ontology annotation, molecular function: double-strand/single-strand DNA junction binding; damaged DNA binding; Y-form DNA binding. NCBI's taxonomy places the organism in Eukaryota, Viridiplantae, Streptophyta, Magnoliopsida, Rosales, Rosaceae. Gene Ontology annotation, biological process: double-strand break repair via homologous recombination; DNA double-strand break processing involved in repair via single-strand annealing. The transcript has 4 exons. The record is from RefSeq and is a predicted model, not a curated record. Bases 157 to 2013 code for a protein of 618 amino acids.